Molecule: messenger RNA, 816 nt
Organism: Amyelois transitella
Lineage: Eukaryota; Metazoa; Arthropoda; Insecta; Lepidoptera; Pyralidae
Exons: 5
Coding region: 1-816 (271 amino acids)
Biological process (GO): sensory perception of taste
Cellular component (GO): membrane
Source: RefSeq, a predicted model, not a curated record
AUGUCGUCUACACCCGCCUUCGUCCGUAUUAAUACGCUUAUCCAAUGUAAGGAAAAGCCUUAUACCGAUCCCGCUACAAAGUUUUUUAAUAUAAUCGAAACUAUAUUAGGUCUCAAUCGGCUUCCUUUAAUUUUCACUAAAUACAUAAUUGCACUUCAUUUCAUUCACUCGCUUGAAUUACAUUAUUAUGGACACCUCCUUAGUCUGCUCAUGGCGAGAUUGUUUCUGAUCAACUAUUACACGGAGUCACCUUUAUCGGAUAUAAAAAUUACAAAGCGACCAAAAGUAGAAGAAUUCGCUUAUUAUAAAUAUAAAAAUAUAACAAAUAGCGAAAUAAAGAAACUGAUGGACCUCUAUCAUAUUAUUAUUAAAGCUUAUGACGUUUUGGUUGAAGCUAUCAAGUGGCAGUUACUGGUGAUAAUAAUAACAUCUUUCUUAUCAAUUCUGUGGCUAGCUUAUCAAGUUUCUUUGAGCAUCAUCAGAAAUUCAGACCCGCUGGUGGAUAUAAUUACCGAUGUAGGGUUGACCAUAACCAAGUUGUUACCAUUGUUCUCACCUUGCGUGUUUGGCGAUCGAGUUCAUGGUGAGGUGAGAAGAUUGCGAGAACUACUUGCUUCGAGGUUGUACGAGAAUAAACUAGAUAAGUCGAGUCGCAGCACAGCCAGAGCCCUCAUCGCCUUGACCGAAGCACGAGACCUGUCAUUCUCACUCCUGCGCAUGUUGGAUAUAGAUGUAUCCUUCCCUUUCAAGUUUAUGGGAUUGUUACUCACAUAUCUCAUCAUACUAUUGCAGUUUGAGAAGGUUAUCAAUCCAUAA